AUGUCCUACUACGGAGAAUCAGGCGGCUACUACGGCAGCGAAGGACGCCCCCCAUACAACCCCAACCCGGGCUACGACCGCCCUCCAUACGAGCGCCCUCCAUACGAACGACCCCCUUACGAAGAACACCGCGGCUCGCCAUACCAAAGACCACCAUACGAAGAACACCGCGGCUCUCCCUACGAGCGCCCGCCCUACGAAGGCGAGCGCAGCGGCUCCUACGACAGCCGUCCUCACUACUCCAGCGCCCCCCCCUCUGCUCGCCCACCGCAAUACCCCCCACCCCCUCUCCCCUACGGCUGGAUCCAGGAAUGGGAGCCUAGCGCCCGCCGCGCAUUUUUCGUGGAGACCGCUACUGGCCGGUCUGAGUGGUCGCUCCCCGCUGAUGCUUCGUAUGGUGAGCAGUCGCGUGGUGGUGGUGAGCCCUAUCCUCCUCCUGUGCCGGCGGCGUAUCCGCCCCAUGAGGGUGGAUAUCCGCCUCAGUACCCGCCUCAGUAUCCCCCCCAGGAGGGGUAUGGCGGUGAAUACCCCGAGGAGAAGAAGAAGGAGAAGAGCGAUAAAGGGAAGUACCUUGCUGCGGGCGCGGCUGGGUUGGCGAUUGGUGCCGUUGGAGGGGCGAUUUUGGGUCAUGAGCUUACUGAAAACAGUGAUGGCUCUGGCUCUGACCAUGAAGAGGAGGCACAUUACUCCGACGAUGGGUCUGACUAG
Messenger RNA from Aspergillus puulaauensis, 708 nucleotides. Its product is annotated as WW domain protein. Gene Ontology annotation, molecular function: protein binding. NCBI's taxonomy places the organism in Eukaryota, Fungi, Ascomycota, Eurotiomycetes, Eurotiales, Aspergillaceae. The coding region runs from base 1 to 708 and encodes 235 amino acids. The record is from RefSeq and is a predicted model, not a curated record. The transcript is spliced from 2 exons.